AAUGAGUAUAAAUGUGAAUCACAAAAAAAUUCCUUGUAUUUUGUGUAGUUGGCUACUCAGCUUCAGAAGACUGCUUCUUCUACUCCUUCCUAACUCUUACUCACAGAAAAUGGACCCUUCAACAACAAUACCUUUCUUCAUUCUUCCUUCAAUCUAACAAACAAACAAAUUAUCCCUUAUUUUCCUCUUAAACCCUGUCAUACUGCAGAAUACCUCCUCUUACUCUCUCUGUUUGCUGACAAGUUCUUUUCUCCCCCCUUUUUUUUUUCUCUCUUUUUAUUAGGUCAAAUUUCUGAUUCUUCAACCCCUUUUUAAUUUCCUUGUUUUUCUCACCAACAUUUAUACCCUUUUUUCAUCAAAGUCAAAAUCUUAUUUGGGUAUAAAGAAAAAUUCAGAGGAACAAUUAUAAAACUUUCCCCUGUUUUUUACCUCUGUUUUUCCCCUGUUUUUUCCCCUUCUAUUUUCUGUUUUUUAGAUUGAAUUUUGUAAUGAUGGGUGUUCAAAAGUUGUAUUUUCCUAAAUCCCAAUUCAUUUUUCUUUUCAGAAAAAUGAUUUUAUUAAUCAGGAUUUUAUGGGUGUCUUUCUUUACUCUAUUUGGUAUGACAAGGAAAUGUAUUUUUAGAUUAAUAAAUCAUCAAAAGGAUUCGAAUUUUAAGUUGAUUCAACCACAAGAAGAACAUCAAACUAAUGACAAAAUUGAGGUUGAAAGUAAAAUUGAGGAGGAAUCAGAGCCAGUUCUCAGGUUUCGUUUUCCAACUUUUGAAGAAUUUCUUCAAAAAAAUGAUAUUAAUAAUAAUGAUGCUCAAUCUACAAGUUACUCAAAAUUAUGUGAAAAUUCAGAUGAAAAUGUUGUUCAUCACGUUGAGUCUAAAGAUGAUUGUGUGGAAUCUGAAAUCGAUUCGACUGUGAAAGCUUCCCAUGAAUUCUUACAUGUUGAAGAGAUUUCCAAGCGCGGAAUUGGUUCAGAAAGUGAGGUUUUUGGUAGUGAGAAAAAUGGGAUUAUAUUUGAUGAAUUUCUUCAUGUUGAAAAUGUUAUGGAAAAUAUUUUAAAUGAAAUGAAAAUUGAAAAUGGUGAAGAAUUGUGUGAAAUGGUAAAUGAUUCGACGAAUAAGAUGAAUGUUGUGAAAAAUGGUAGUGAGGUUCCUAGUGAUGCUAAGUCCUUGGUGAAUGAUUUGUGGAAUGAUGAAGAUAUCAUGAGAAGUGGCAGUCAUCUUCCUAGUGAUGCUAAGUCCUUGGUGAAUGAUUCGACGAAUGAUGAAGAUAUCAUGAUAAAUGGUACUGAGGUUCCUAGUGAUGCUAAGUCCUUAGUGAAUGGUUCGAAGAAUGAUGAAGAUAUCAUGAGAAAUGGUAGAGGUGAUGCUAAGUCCUUAGUAAAUGAUUCGAUGAAUGAUGAAGAUAUCAUGAAAAAUGGUAGUGAGGUUCCUAGUGAUGCUAAGUCCUUGGUGAAUAAUUUGACGAAUGAUGAAGAUAUCAUGAGAAAUGGCAGUCACCUUCCUAGUGAUGAUGAGUCUCUAGUGUCGGAUUUGAGCAGUGAGUCUAGCUUUAGGAGUUCGUUUAUUGAUUCUUUUAGUGAUGAAUUUUUGUCUGAUAUUGAUUUCGAGAGGGCAUUUGAGGUUGAUACUUCGACGGAAUUUGGUUGGAAUGAGGUUAAUUUAACUAAGGAAGCCUUAGAACAAGAAGAUUUAGAGUUUCAAAAUUUGAGCAAAGGGUAUGAAGCUGAUGAUUUCGAUGAUGAGGAUGAUGAUAUACUAAACGAGCUCAAGAAAUUAGAGUCCAAUUUAGAAGGUGAUGAUAAUGGUGAUUCCAACAAAGAGCAUCAAGCAAACAUGGAAACUGAACCAGAAACCAAACAAGAGGAAGAAAAACAAAGUUCAGGAGAACAAUUAUCUUCAGAUUCUGAUGAGCAAAAUGGGCUUGAAACACAAUGGGAGCAUCAAGAUUUAGUAGAACAGUUAAAAAUGGAGAUUAAGAAAGUUCGAGCUAUAGGUCUUCCAACUAUCUUAGAAGAAUCUGAGUCCCCGAAAAUCAUGGAUGAUUUAAAGCCGUGGAAGAUUGAAGGGAAGUAUAAACCAGGCGGUACAUUGGAUGAAUUAAACAAGUUUUACAAGAGCUACAAAGAAAGGAUGAGGAAAUUGGAUAUCCUUAACUACCAAAAGAUGUAUGCAAUUGGAUUUCUUCGGCUGAAAGACCCACUUAAAUCAAUUUCGAAGAACAGAAUUUCAACCCCGGCAUUGGCAACAAUUGUUUCCCUUGACUGCUGGCCUUGUAAGCCGAAAAUAUCAACAGAAAUUAACCAGCCAGUUAUGAAGAAAUUCAGCAGAGAACUAGAGAGCGACUUGGAGAUGGUGUAUGUAGGACAGAUGUGCCUGUCAUGGGAGUUCCUACGAUGGCAGUAUGGUAAGGCAUUGGAUUUAUGGGAGACCGAUCCACAUGGUAUACACCGGUACAAUGAAGUUGCUGAUAAAUUUCAGACAUUCCAAGUUCUUCUGACAAGAUUUUUAGAGGAUGAGCGUUUUCAAGGUCCAAGGGUGCAGAAUUAUGUCAAAAAUCGAUGUGUUCAACGAAAUCUUCUCCAAGUUCCUCUCAUUCGAGAUGAUAAUGCAAGUAGAAAGAAAGAAAAAAAAUACGUCAGCAGCAAAGAUGCCGUAACAAGUUUACAGCUUGUUGAGGUCAUUGAGGAUUCAAUUCGUGUAUUAUGGCGGUUUAUCAAAUCUGAUAAAGACACGACCUACAUAGGUCUGUUAAAAUGUCGAAAAAACUCCAAUGUUGAACUCCAAAAUCCUGCAGAUGCCAGUCUCUUAGAUGAAAUUCAGUCCAGUCUUCAAAAGAAAGAAAAGAAGCUCAAAGAUCUAGUAAGGAGCGGGAAGUGUGUACUGAAAAAAAUCCAGAAGCAUCAGCAGGAAGAAGGUUCAGACCAUGUUUUAUAUUUCUUUUCGCAGGUUGAUUUGAGACUCGUUUCAAGGGUAUUGAACAUGCCAAGAAUAACUACAGAGCAAUUAGUUUGGUGCAGCGAUAAGCUUAACAAGAUUCGCUUGGUUGACAGAAAAUUGCACGUAGAUACCUCAGUAGUUUUGCUGUUUCCUUGUUAAUAGUGGUAAAACCAAUGAUAUAUUAAGUGGUAAAAAUAAGGAUGUUGCCAAGUUAGAUAUAUAGAGAUUUUUGUAUAGUUAGAAUGUGAAUAAAAAGAGGUUCUUUUUUAG
Molecule: messenger RNA, 3200 nt
Organism: Chenopodium quinoa (quinoa)
Lineage: Eukaryota; Viridiplantae; Streptophyta; Magnoliopsida; Caryophyllales; Amaranthaceae
Exons: 5
Coding region: 489-3089 (866 amino acids)
Source: RefSeq, a predicted model, not a curated record